Molecule: messenger RNA, 1984 nt
Organism: Oryza brachyantha (malo sina)
Lineage: Eukaryota; Viridiplantae; Streptophyta; Magnoliopsida; Poales; Poaceae
Product: RNA polymerase sigma factor sigB-like
Exons: 6
Coding region: 191-1792 (533 amino acids)
Biological process (GO): regulation of DNA-templated transcription; DNA-templated transcription initiation
Molecular function (GO): DNA-binding transcription factor activity
Source: RefSeq, a predicted model, not a curated record
GUGCACUCUCCUCUCCGGCUCUCCCGCUUCUUCCCACCCCCGCGUGCAGCCACGCACACCUCACCGCGCCCCUACCCCGCCAUGCGUUCUGCUUCUACCGUUACCGCCCGCGGCAGCCGGAGCUGACUUGCUAGCUACCUAGAAGAAGGCAGCCCCCCGUGAGGACACGUCGCGCAUUUGAGUUUUGCCGAUGGCGUGCCUCGCGCCGCAGUUCAAGUGGCCCCCUUCCACCCGCGCGGCGUCGCCGGCGUUCCGGGAGCACACCGCCGGCGGUGGCGGAAGCGGUGGAUUCCGUGCCGUUAGACUCUACUGUGCGGUGUCCACCACGACGUUGGUGGAGGCCGAGAUCUCGGAGUCCUUGGCCGCCGGAGCCGUCGCGCUGCCGCCUCAUCCUAGCUCGGCUCUUCCGGGAGGUUUCGGUGAGGCGAUUCUCAACCAAGACGCCGUGGUGGCGGCUGCAGCGGCGGAGGCCGUCGCUCUGGCAAGGGCGGCAGCGGAGGUCGCCGGAGAGGUCGCCCGAAUGGCGCAAACCGACCAACGGCACCGGCCGGACUUCGUCACUACGUGCGACACGGAGGACAACUACUUGGCCAGAGAGAUCCUCCGCGCCGAGGUGGGGUCGAGGGCGAGGUACGCGGAGGAUGCGGGGUUCUCCAGUAUCUUCAGCGAUGAAUCCGAGAUAGAUGACGAUGAGCAGUGCAUCCAGGGAGUGGCCGUCAAAUCGGUGCGCCAGUCCGAGAGAAGAGCUCGGAGGGUGAGGGCGGCGAUGAAGUCGGCUAAAUCGUUCAGCUGCCGGAAUUCCGUCGCGGCCUCCUCGAGGAAGAAGAGGUUGAAAGGUUGCCGGAGUCCUCUGGGCUGCUUCUAUAAGAUGACCGGCCGGAGGCUCCUGACAGCAAAGCAAGAAGUUGAGUUCUCACAAGGCAUUCAGGAUCUUCUGAAGCUGGAAGCUAUACAAAAGGAGCUUGCCCACUACAGCAGCGGUGAACCAACCUUCUCCCAAUGGGCAGAGGCAGCUGGAACUGACGAGAAUGCUUUGCGAAAACGUCUGAACUAUGGAAUUUACUGCAAGAACACGAUGGUAAAGUCUAAUGUGAGACUUGUAAUCUCAAUUGCUAGAGAGUUUGAAGGCCCUGGAAUGGAGUUUUCUGAUCUUAUUCAGGAAGGAAUACAGGGCCUUGUACGAGGCGCUGAGAAGUUUGAUGCUUCAAAGGGUUUUCGAUUCUCCACAUACUCCCACUGGUGGAUCAAACAAGCCAUACGCAAAUCUGUCUUAGAGCAAACCCAAAUAAUCCGUUUGCCAGCACAUAUGGCUGAAGCAAGUUCCCGUGUGAAGGAAUGCCAACGGCGGCUCCGCCGGCAGCUGAAGAGGCUACCCACCAACGAAGAAAUCGCAUCCGACACCGGGCUGCCACUCAGACGCGUCGAGGCGGCGAUGAGCCUCCCAAAGUACAGCGUUUCCCUCACCGGCAAAGUCGGGUGCACGGACAUGACAUAUCAGGAGAUCACGCCGGACACGAGCGCGGAGACGGCGGAGCAGAUGCUGCACCGGUGGCUGAUGAAGAAAGACGUGGACAUGGCGCUGGACGGGCUGAGCCCGCGGGAGAGGCAGGUGAUCAGGUACAGGUUCGGGAUGGACGACGGCCGGCUGCGGACCCUGCAUGACACCGGGAAGCUGAUGGGGGUGAGCAGGGAGAGGAUCCGGCAGAUCGAACUGGGCGCGUUCCGGAAGCUCAGGGGCAGGAAGACGGUGCAGUCGCUGCAGCAUUAUCUGCAGCCAGUCGAGAGCUGGUAGACACUCGUGUUGGUGUAGUUGCACACAUACCACGUUGCCAACUUGUUUUUUGAGAGGGUUAUUAACCUGUAUGAGUAACUGUUAAUCCUCCAGUGUGAGUAUAUAAAUCACGUGUAUAGAAAGGGGAAAAUAAUCUAUUGAGUGCAUGCAAUGAUUUUAUCACCUACGCGGUUGAGAUCAUACUUAUUCACG